Messenger RNA from Alligator mississippiensis (American alligator), 1716 nucleotides. It is a transcript of the gene SPMIP11, whose product is annotated as sperm microtubule inner protein 11. Bases 981 to 1628 code for a protein of 215 amino acids. NCBI's taxonomy places the organism in Eukaryota, Metazoa, Chordata, Crocodylia, Alligatoridae. The transcript has 4 exons. The record is from RefSeq and is a predicted model, not a curated record.
ACUGAGCAUGCGCUGAGGGUCGGCUCCUGCUGCACAUGCGGUGUGUGAAGUGAAGGGGGUUUCCGGGGAGAGCACUACUGAGCAUGCGCAGAAGCUACCGUUCCCUGCGCAGCCGGCCGGCUCCUGUUGCGCAUGCGCUGUGUGAAGGGAGGGCUUUUCCAGCGCGAGCAUGCGCAAAAGCGGUGCCAGGUCUGGGCCGUUGGAAAGGAGCUGAGUUGAUGAUCCCUGAGCCAGCCCGGACCCUAGUGCCUGCAGUGCAGGCCCGUGCACCACCAGCCUGGCCUGCACCAUGCAAGGAGGCGCAAAGUACAGGGCAAGAAGUGCCCUGCCCUAGGAGCAGCCCCCAAACUGCUGGGUCAGCAGAGACCCCAGGGCUGGCUGCUCCUGGGGCUCACAAAGACGGUCCAAGGUGCAAUCCCAGGCCCCUUACCAGGAGGUGCAAACCUUUGCAGGGGUAAAGGGAGCCCCUGGUGCCAGCCAUCACACGGCCAGUGGGGCAGGGGCAGGCCCCGUGCACCCAGCACAGGGUAGGGGCAGGGCUCGUGAGCCCAGCACGGGUCCUGCCCCGGGGCAGUUACAGACCGCACACGAGAGCCAGGUGAUCAGGACACCUCCACUCGCUCGCACUUGCAGCAGCACCCAAAAUGCAGCCAUCUCUGGAGUGGGCAGCAGUGGGGACGGAAGAAACACAGCCCCAGGCUCCUCACUGCAGAUACUCUUGUGCGCAGAGGACUCGCCUGUCAUGACGGGCAGUUGCUGGGCUCGCAGCCGGACGUCCAGCUCACACCCCCUGCACCCAGUUCCUAGAAACGGCCCCUUGCCAGCUUCUACAGAGCGGGAGGGGCAUCUGCACGUGGCACUCGGGGCUGCUGGGGAGCCCUCAGCCGACACCUGAAGCGGCAGGGGACGGAGAUCGAGUGGCGCAGGUGUCCUCCGGGUUUCCCUAUCAAAGGAGAGUGAGUGCAUGGGGACGGACACUCAUGCCCCCAGGGAUGCUACUUGGCUGGACUAGGAUCCUCCUCUUCCUUUUCCCCCCUGGGUGCUGGUUUUGGCCACCCCAGAUUUACAAGAAGCAGCGAGCGACCCCACCACAAAGCGACCAGCCGGGCCCUACAUCCCAUUGUCCUUUCCCAAAGCACCGUCUCCAUGGCAACAGAACAAACAGCAGCUCCGGGCUGGCCGGCUCGGCGCAGUGCAGCCCGUGGACCGAGCUCCAGCGUGUGGCUGUGGCCAUGGCCUUCUUUGGGCUCACCCUGCUGGGGUACCAAGAGCCCUUUCGGGCCUGGAGGCGGGAGCUGGCGGCAGACAGGAAGGAGCCGGCCGGCGCGGGACCAUUCCUGCCCAAGCUGCUGCCACUCCGGCCAGGUGGCACCGUGCACCAGGGCCGUGAGGACGUGUGUGGCCAGCCCACCCGGCGUGUCCGGCGCGCAACACCCCCCAACCAAGUGUACAGGGUGCCCCUGACGUGCGGCCAGGACCUCGGCUGGUGGCUGCCCCGGGACCCAGCCUUGCGCCCAGAAGAGAUGAUGCCGUGGAUGGUGGUGCCUAGGCGCCCACUGGUGUGGAGCCCUGUGACCAGGUUCGUGGACAGCAUGAGCCUGAGCAACCCCCACUUCAGCCUGUUCUGAGUGCUACAGGGCACUGCCACUCCAGCCCCAGCCAUGGGCCAGGCCCUGGUGUGGCCACUCGUGUACAGCAAUAAACUACUUUCCUUGC